GUUAGAGUCCUGUGCGAGUAUACAGUCGCACGCCAUCCACAAAGCCGCUCGCAGAUGCCUCGCUCCAACACUUCAUCAUGAUAGCCAUGCUGCGCGUACGGGACGCAGCUCUAUGCGGGCUGCUCUUUUGGGCACACGCGACCGCGGCCCCGCCUAACGCGGCUGGAGAUGCAGGAAACAGCCGCGCUGCGGGUUCCAGAUCCGUAGACGCGGAUGGGCGACGAAAGCUUACAGGCAGGUUCCUACAUAUUACGGACUUUCAUCCAGACCCGUUCUACAAGACAUAUUCGAGCACAGAAGCCGACGCAGCGUGCCAUCGCAAACGCGGGCCUGCUGGCCUCUAUGGCGCAGAAACUACCGGAUGCGACUCUCCCUUUGCGCUCGUCAACCAGACAUUCAAAUGGAUAGAAGACAACAUCAAGGACGAUGUAGAUUUUGUUAUAUGGACCGGCGACUCGGCGCGACACGAUAACGAUGACGAAAUUCCACGGACGCAGAAGCAGGUCGUGCAGCAGAACGAGUACAUGGUCUCCAAAUUCGCCGAGGUCUUUGGACAGAGCGGCCACGGUCAUGGGCCCAACAGCUUCGCGAUACCCAUAGUACCGACUUACGGGAACAACGACAUUCUGCCACACAACAUCUUCGAGAGCGGCCCAAACCGAUGGACGACGGAGUAUUUAGACAUAUGGCGAGGUUUCAUACCCGAGGCGCAACGACACCAGUUCGCGCAAGGAGGCUGGUUUUCGGUCGAGGUGAUCCCAGGCAAGCUGGCUGCCAUAAGCCUUAACACGCUGUAUUUCUUCACCUCCAACUCCGCCGUCGACGGCUGCGCAAAGAAACGCGAACCGGGCUACGAACACAUGGAAUGGCUGCGCAUCCAGCUUCAGAUCCUGCGCGAUCGCGGAAUGAAGGCCAUCCUCAUCGGACACGUACCACCGGCUCGCGUCGACAGCAAGGAGAGUUGGGACGAAACAUGUUGGCAAAAAUACACGCUGUUUGGACGACAGUUCCGAGACGUCAUUGUGGGAAGUCUGUUCGGGCACAUGAACAUCGACCACUUCAUGCUGCAGGAUUUCGAGCAUAUUGAGAAGGACACGGAGAAUGGCAAGAUGGGAACUUUCGAGGGCAGAUCUGCUCUAGCCAAUGAAAUCGAACUCCUGGAAGAUGGCGAGGUGACGGUGGCAUCUGCGUCGGAUUAUUUGCUCAAUCUAAGGGAGGCUUGGGCUCAACUACCUGCGCCACCGCCGAAGUCGGACAAGAAGUCGCGUUCAAAGAGUUUCGAUGACGAAGAGGGAGAAGAAGAGUCGAUGUGGGAGUGGCUCAUGGCCAUGGUUGGGAAGUCGCCAAAAGACCGGAAAGAAGAGCGGAAGAAGUAUCUCGAAAAGAUUGGGGGGAAAUACGCUGAACGGUACGCGGUAACACAUGUCUCACCCAGUGUAGUACCAAACUACUUCCCCACCCUCCGCAUCAUCGAGUACAACAUCACUGGCUUGGAACACCUCAGCGUAGCCUCCAGCCCAAUCAGCCCGCCCACGAUGCAUAACGCAGUCGAGCAACUGCCAAUCUCUGCCAAUGAUUACUCCGACGAUGACGACGAAGAACACCUACAAGAAGUAGAAACCACGCGAAAGAAGCAUCACAAAGGCAAAAAAGACAAGAAGAAGCCCCGGAAAUACAAAUUCAAAGUCCCAGACGGCCCUUCGAAAUCCUCUCCACCCGGACCGGCCUACUCCCCACAAACCCUCACCUGGACCCGCCACAUCCAAUACUUCGCCAACCUUACACACAUCAACAACGACUUCCUUGAAUCCUCGCCCGACGCAGCGCACACACCCGUCAACGACCGUCUCUCCAUCAACAACGAAUCGGUUAGCACGAUAUUCGGAUUCGGUGUUAGCCCUGAUGGUGGGAUUGAGAAUAAGAAGUGGAACGAGGGAAAACACAAGAAACACCAGGGCAAGCAGCCGCGUCCGGAACCGCAUCCGAAUGAGUUUGUGUUUGAGGUGGAAUACGAUACGAAGAAAGACCGGGGUUUCAAAGAUUUGACCGUGAGGAGGUGGGUCGAGUAUGCGCGGAAAAUUGGUGCUUCCACGGGGAAGACUAAGGAUGUUGGAGUUGAAGAGGAGGUUGAAGAGGAGGCUGAGGAGGCUGAGGAUGUUGAAGAUGAGGUGGAUGAAGAUGAUUUCGUCAUCGUAAAACACAAGAAACACAAACACAAGAAGGGAAAGAAGGGAAAACACCACAAGAAGCACAAGGCGUCCAAGGAAUGGUUUACUUUUGUUAAACGCGCGUUCGUGGGGACUAUGGAUCCGAAGGAACUUAAACUGGUGUUCGGUGCGGCGGACGUCGAUGCAUUGGAAGAGGCGCAGGAGGUUAUGGAGUUGUAGAUGCUUGAUGCAUUGGAUGGGGAGUGGAAUGGAGUGGAAGGCGCUUGUUGAUACCCUUUGGCGUUUUUGGUCGCCAGAACAUUUCUUUACGGAUGCUGGGGAUGUAUAUGUGUACGGGGUAGCGUCGCAUUGCAUGGGGCUGGUCUAGCAUAUCAUCUGCGCGAGAAUAAUCUUGCUUUGCAUGAAGAUGGGUGUGGCAUUAGGAUUUGAGACGCAUACAAUCAUCAAGAGAUCGAAGAAUGAGAAUCGCAUACAAACUCUCCCCACCUUGAGUAUUACCAUGUAUUAUCUACCUUUUUUUUUUCU
Messenger RNA from Alternaria rosae, 2693 nucleotides. Its product is annotated as Metallo-dependent phosphatase-like protein. Bases 78 to 2387 code for a protein of 769 amino acids. Gene Ontology annotation, molecular function: exopolyphosphatase activity; endopolyphosphatase activity. The record is from RefSeq and is a predicted model, not a curated record. Lineage: Eukaryota; Fungi; Ascomycota; Dothideomycetes; Pleosporales; Pleosporaceae. Gene Ontology annotation, biological process: polyphosphate catabolic process. Gene Ontology annotation, cellular component: membrane; fungal-type vacuole. The transcript is spliced from 3 exons.